AUGGCCGAAACCCCAAUAACCUGCAGCGCCUGCUCCACCCCCUCACCAAAUCUCAAAAACUGCGCCAAAUGCAAAACCACCGCCUACUGCAACCGUGCCAGCCAAAAAACCCACUGGCAGUCCCACAAGAAAGACUGCAACGCAUCCGCCACCACCCAAUCCCGAGCCGACGACAAGCCUUUCACGGCGAUUUCCAAAGGCACUUUUCUGCAAGAGCGCUCUGAGGAGCAGACUUUCCGGAUUCUGAUUGAUGCGUUGAGAUUGCGGGAGGAGGAUGUGUAUAAUGUUGAGCAGGUGGCGGUGGCGGGGACGAUUUAUGAGGGGGAGGGGUCGUCGGAGGGCGCGUUGAGGGGGUUUUGGGGAAGGCGGAGGGGGUGGAGGGGUUCUUGCCGGCGUGUCGACGCUUGCAUCCAAUUCGGUCUCCAGGACGAGGACUUCUCUCCUUACGAUGCUCAGAAGAAAUCCGAUAUCGUCGAGACCUGGAAGGACGAUCGUAUGCCGAUGAAGCUACGCAUGUUGGCGGAGAAGGUGUAUGGAAGUGCGCCCGAUGGAGUCAAGGGCGAUCACAUGCUCCCGAUGAUGGUGAGCUCGGAGGCGGGGAUGGGUCCGAGGUACAUGAAGAAGAUCGAUGUGGCGCCUGCUUUGGGGAGGAAUCCGAGAGCCUGA
Messenger RNA from Zasmidium cellare ATCC 36951, 666 nucleotides. RefSeq lists its product as uncharacterized. NCBI's taxonomy places the organism in Eukaryota, Fungi, Ascomycota, Dothideomycetes, Mycosphaerellales, Mycosphaerellaceae. Bases 1 to 666 code for a protein of 221 amino acids. The record is from RefSeq and is a predicted model, not a curated record. The transcript is spliced from 2 exons.